Cadophora gregata is the source of this 1623-nucleotide messenger RNA. RefSeq lists its product as uncharacterized. The record is from RefSeq and is a predicted model, not a curated record. Gene Ontology annotation, molecular function: zinc ion binding. Lineage: Eukaryota; Fungi; Ascomycota; Leotiomycetes; Helotiales; Ploettnerulaceae. The transcript is spliced from 2 exons. Bases 1 to 1623 code for a protein of 540 amino acids. Gene Ontology annotation, cellular component: nucleoplasm; cytoplasm.
AUGGCCGACAAUCCAAGAGAGGUUGGCAGCCAGGCACCGCGUCUAGAUGCUUCCGGCCCACGGGACGUGGUGUUCUGUCACCAGUGUGAGCAUGAAUGGUACCAAGAUGAAGCUGGGCUCGUUUGUCCUCGAUGUGAGGGGGAAAUCACAGAGAUCGUAACUCCAGAGAGUGAUCCUCGUCCUGAACGCGAGUUCGAUUAUGCCAAUAAUUCCCGUAAUCCAAUCGAAAUCGAUUCCGAUCCAGAAGAGGCAGAUAUUGAAGAACACGUUACACACGGACCAGGAGGCUCUGUAUUAUUCUCCAGAACAGUUAGGACCUCUUCUCCUCGCUCUCCAUUUGGAAUACCUCCCAGAAGAAGAGCAGACCCUCAUGAUGAACAUCCAGACUUUGUCAUGCGCGACUUUCAUAACAUGCUCGGCAAUAUUAUGGGACCCCAAUUCCGCCCUGGACAGGCUGGUAGAUCUGGUGCUAAUACUCUAUUCACCCAGGAUAACGUUUAUGGUGGUCAAACAUUUCGUGUAGGUGGGGACGGGAAUGGACCUACAAUCGUUGGAGGACGCUUCACUUUCGGUGUCCCUCCUCCAAGACAACAAAGAGGCGGAGAAUUUCAGCAACAAGGAGUUCCACCACCAGUUCCUGAUCUAGCUACGUACGAUUCCCCCUCCCAUCCCCUUAAUGGCCGUUCUCUGCAUGUUGUUAGUAUAAGAGCACCACCUGACCAACUUGCCAGUAUCAUCGGAUCUCUCUUCGCCCCAAUGGGCCCCCCAGGUCAAAGAGACGGCCCUCAUGGUGGAGGCUUACCACCUGGACUACAAGGUCUCUUUGCUGCCAUGGCCAAUCCAGCCAAUGCACGCUCAGGAGAUGCUGUCUAUACACAAGAGGCUUUGGACCAAAUCAUUUCAACUUUGAUGGAGCAGCAUCCCACAUCCAAUGCACCUGGUCCUGCUUCGCCAGAUGCUAUAUCAGCACUUCCCAAGAAGAAGCUAGACGAGAAAGAACUUGGGCCAGAGGGUAAAGGAGAGUGCAGUGUCUGUAUGGACGACGUAACUAUAGGAGUUGAGGUUGUGGUCCUACCCUGCUCUCACUGGUUCCAUGAGGCCUGUGCCAGUGCAUGGUUAAGCGAACACAACACUUGUCCCAUAUGCAGGAAAGGCAUCGAAGCCGAGACACCACCAAACAGCCGAAGGUCAUCAGGCCAAAGCAAUCCGUCAACACGAAAUGAACACCGUGCGCGGAGACUGAGUUCGAUCAGACCAAGAAUGGACAGAUUCAGCUCGGCUUCUGCAGCUGCUCGUAAUGAAGCAAGAUUAGAGUCUAUCCGCAACAGUGCUGGUAUUCUACCUUCGCAAGAGUCCCAGGGGCCAAGACGAUGGCAUGUGGUCGGUGAUCCAAACACAUCACAGUCAGCAAAUGACGAUUUCACCCCUCCCAUGCCAGGCUCCUUCUACAGACGUCAAUCGGACAUGAGCGACAGCCAGCGAGACAACAGGCGAGGAAACACUAGUGAUAGUGACCGAUCACGGGAAUCUCGUCGAAGCAGCCAUUCUGGAAAUAGCACGCCUGGCGGAGGAGCGAUGUCAUGGAUCCGAGAUCGUUUCGGCUCGAAUCGACGAACGGAAUAA